AUGCGUCGCACGCGUCGCGCCGCCGCCGCCGCUGCGGCAUCCCCUGCCUCCCCGCCACGCCGCUUGCGUCGCGCCUCACAUCGCUCCAUGAAACGCGCCCCGCGCUCCCUGUCCAGACGCCGCGCCGACUUUGACCGCAUCGCCGCCCACCAUCGCGCCCGCCCUGCCACCCCUCCGUCCCCACCCCAACCCCCCGCCGAGCCUCAACAGCAUGACAGUCCGCGGGAGAAGAGCCACCCCCACCACCGACCCGAACACCCCUCCACUCUUACCGCCGCUUUCGUCCACGCCAUCCCCGACGACAACUCGCUCCCGCCUCUCCGCGCCCUCGUCACCCGUCUCCGCCGCCUGCCCAACGUCACGGAGGACCCCGACCCGAUGGACGACUCGUCGCCCGCGCGCGACGCCGCCCCGCCGCUCGACCACGCUACCGUGCGCGCGCUCGCGGCCGCCCUGGCCGUCGAGCGAUUCCUCUCGCACGAGUCGGACUCCGCCCGCCUGCUCGUCGCGUGCGCGCUGGCCGAGCUGCUGCGCGUGUCGGCCCCGGAGCCUCCGUUCGCCCCGCCCAAGCUCCGCGACGUGUGCUCGCUCUUCGUCGAGCAGCUCGCCGUCCUCGCCGCCACCUCCGAUCCCAUGGAGAACGACCGCUUCUCGCUGCUCGAGCAGCUCGCCACCACCAAGAGCUUCGUGCUCUUCGCGGACGAGAGCGACGUCGUGUGCGACUUGUUCGCCUGCUUCUACGCCAUCGUCGCCGAGCACCACGUAGCGAAGAUUAGAGAGUACUACGCCGAUAUCCUCUUCUCCAUGCUCGACGAAAUGGAUCAGCUCGGGAACGAUGUGCUGGACGCGCUGCUUGCACCGAUGGUGGACUGUUUGAGGCACUCGCCGGAGGCGGUCAGUCUCGCGGAGACGGUUGUAGCGAUGGCGGCCAACAAGAUACAGAUCCCGUUGUGCCAUCUCCUGAACGCGUCUAUCCGACAGCUGCGAAGGACGACGAGCUCUGCUUCGCCGCAGAAGGGCCGUGGCGGUCGUCGGAGAACGCCCACGAAAAGGGCUCGCGCGGGCAGGAGGGAGGAGGAUGAGCUGGAGCUGCAAGACGAUGAAAUAUCUGUUCAUCACAAGCACAUUGGUGAUGUCAUCAUCGCCGUGAAUCGUGUCGCACCAGAUAUUCUUAUCUACGCAAUCCCGAGCUUGCAUGACCAGAUACAGUCCUCGGAUGAAAAUGCUAGACUUGCAAACGUGCAUUUACUAGCUAGACUGCUCACAUCGCAACGGCAAAUGUCUGAAUCUUACCCAACUCUCUUUGUAGAGUUUCUUUCAAGAAACAAGGACGUCAACCCCGCGAUUCGUGAGGAAGUCUGCGCUGUGUUGCCGAAACUUAUGGUCACACAUCCGAAACAUAGGGAGGACCUAGAUAUCAUCUUACGCGAAAGAGUCCUCGACCGCGAAGAAAGCGUCCGACUCGUCGCAAUACGAUCUAUCAGCGAGGCAGCCAAUGUAGCCUCCGAGAAAUUGCUCCAAAUCCUGGCUACGCGCUUGCGCGAUCGAAAAGCAUUUCUGAGACAAGAGACCCUGAAACAGCUCGUGCAUAUAUAUCUCGCGUCUAGCUUCACUCCCACAAAACAAAAUUUCACGGAUGACGGCCCUCGAAUCGGGUCAGGCCCGCCAGAACAAGCGAGAAUAUCGUCUACAGAUAGGUCGCAGUCGGAUGAGGAAAAUCGAAGCGAGGCCAAAGAGGUUGAAGGGGCCUCCGAAAACAAGAAAAAGAGCAAGCAACCAAAAGCUCAGGUCAACAACUUGGGCUGGCUCCCAAACACUCUUGUUCAGGCACACAGCGCUCUUAAAGGGGCAGAGGACUUCACCACUGCUUUUGAAAUCGAGCGAGUUAUGUUCGAGAGAAUCCCGGGUGUGAAGAAUGAGGAUGCACGAACUCUCAAGAAUCAUCUCUGCCGAUUUGCAGACUUCCUCGGAACUCUUCAUGACGCUGAGUUUCGGAACGUCAUUCACCUUGUACAGGAGCGCAGAAGAACGCGAAAUGUACUGCUUGAGCUGGUUCAAUAUCGCUUGAACUCGCGGAAAAGACCACCCUCUGUUAUCCCAAAUCAGGACGAGAACCAGGAGCAAGCCCCAGUAAAGACGUUUUCAAAAAGGAAACGCACGACUGCAAGCAGCACAGACCAAGAGACUACGCAGACUUCUCCCGCAACUAGUCAGACACUUGAACUGGCGAGGAACUUGACAAAGCACCUUCGCCUGUCGACAAAGACGGACGAAGAAGUCCACAAAUUAUGCUUGUCUCUAGCAAACGCGAUUGACCUGCGAAUAUUCGAAAAGAUGGGCGUGGCACUAGACGAAUGCACGUCGCCACCUGAACGUUCUGCUGCCCUUCAAGAUGCGGUAUCACGCCUUGGGUCGAAGUCGACAGUCGGUUGCUUUUUGAAUAAUGAGGUGAUGCCAAAGUGCAUGCCAGGUGUAUUUAGCUCUGGACACUUUGCUGCAGCAUGUGAUAUUGCUGUAAACGAGGCCGCUGAGCCACGGGACUUCAAGGAGCUUGAAGAUACUGAACACGUGGAUGAAACCGACGACGACUGCCCUGUUGCUCUGUGCGGGAUCCUGCGGUAUCUCGACGUCGUUCGAGAGUACGCCCCGAGUCUCUCAAUGCAUAAUGUUGAAUGUGUCCGAAGGUUGGUGUCUAUGAAGCUCAGUGAAUGCGACUCGAGCUCAGACGUAAUCAUAAUGGGCUUAAAGCUCAUAAGCCAUACACCGAACACCGACGCAGGCGAUGACAAUUUGGAAGCUCUAUCGUUGGAUCCCAUUGAGUCUCACGCUUUGGCGAGCAAACUGUUCAAUACAGAACAAGGAUCAAGUUUGUCGAAGUGGGCCACAAGGGCGUUCAUUCGGCUGCACUCUAAGAAAGCGCCAAACGUGAGCCCACUCUCCGAUCUGAUCAAGAAGCUGACGGCUCGCCUCGACUUGUUCGCCGGAGAUGUAGAAAGCAUUGUUGCGCCUCUGACAGCUCUUUCGCAACUCGCCAAGCAUGCGCCGAAGGAGUUCAAGCCUGCAGCACUAGAAUGCUUUGAUUUUGCGCGAGCACUUUUAUGUGGGUCUUUUAACGCGAAAGUCGCCUUGACUGCCAAAGAAAGUGGCACGGAUGUAUCCAGCGCAAGCCAGUCGACGCGCCGUUAUAGCCAGACAUUGCGGAGGCGCUCUUCUUUACCGUCUGUGCUUGGCGAAGAUGCCCAUAUGCUACCGGAUCAGAUAUCACAUUCCCGUGCGUCAUGUAUGGCGGAAGCUGCCCAUCGUGGCGUGAAAAUUCUAGUCUAUGCGCUGAGUUCAGUCGAUUCAAACUUUGAAGAGGUCGAUGCAGUGUUUGAGAUUCUUCUCAAGAUUAUGCACGAGAAGGGAGGAGAUGUGUUUGACAUGCUGCCAGGCGAACAGAGCGAUUCAGACCACGAGAUAAACUCUGAAGACCUUGUGACUAUGGAUGCGAUGUGCGCAAUGACCCGACUGUCUGCCGGUCGCGGGAUGCUUUAUCUUGCGAGACAUCCACGGUUUUUCCACAGAAUAUCUCCUCCUCUCUUUGUGUCGACACUUCUAAUUGCACAAGAUCGCAAAGCCAACGUGCGACUCAACUUCGUGAAGCUUAUCUCAAACCAGAUUUUGAAAAAAGGGCUGUUGUUCAGGUGGGUGCUUGCUCUUCCUUUAAUGGCAGUCGACCCCGAACGCCGCAACGUCGCGAAAGUGAAGAAUAUGAUGACUUCCCUGUUUCGACACCGCAGACGUAUCUACGAAAAGGCACGCGUUGAGGGCAAACUGUCUAGCAUUCAACUACUUCCUGAAUCUAUACUGCCGGAGAUGAUUUGGGUACUGGCAAACCUUCCAGACGUAGAAAUGGAUCAAGAAUCCAACUUUGGAGAAUCAUCGCAAUGUUUAGAGCUGCUACUGGAUCGCUUGCUAGAAUCCAACGAUUACGCGAGUGUUUUGAACGAGUAUAUCGAAGCACUGUCGAUGGCGCAAGAUGCCACAGAGCGAGAGGACGAGGGACCGGGAGAGAAAACUGCCCGAAUCACGGAACUUGGGCGGAUUGCAAGUGCGCUUUUGAAGAAGAAACAAGCCGGCAAGAAGUGGAAUCUUGCAGAACACCCAGGUCACGUCUGUCUUCCCCGAGAUAUGUUUAGAGUGGUCAAUAGGACGGCAGAAACAUCAGGAGUGCUACCCCUUUCACUAGUGGCGGUUGCCAAGAUGUACGACGAGGACAAAAUUCGGGUGUCAGCUCGCAAGGCAAAACCGAGUAACCUUGUUGCGCGCAUCAAGGCCGCAGAAGCGGCAAAUCCAGAGUCGCCCAUAAAGUCGGAGGGCAAUGGUGUAGAGAAUCAGAUGGAGGAUUAUUCGGGCGAGCGUAAGGCGGUCCUAGACAGUCAUGCGGGGAAAAAGUCAGAUGGGAGUCCCACGCAAUCUCUGGAGCCCAUUGGGGAAAUCGAGAACGACUCUGAGCCAAUUGAGGAUAAGAUGAGGAGCAGCUCGACUUCUAGGCCAGUUAUCGUGGAACGGACGCGUGCUGGAAAACGAAGAUCGCACGAAUUGCGCAAGAACGAUGCCAGUUUUGAGACGGACGACAAAAAUAUGGCAAAUGGGAAAAGAAGGCGAUUAUCGGUACAGAAAAAGGAGUCGCCGAGCUCACAGCCAACUCUCAAGCGCAGCUCAAGGGGAAAGAGCAGUGGCUCCAUCAGAGCUACAGAUGCCGUGGACGAAUCGCCGGACAAGGGUGAGGAGCAACUUGAGGAGUCCAAGUCAGGUGGGUCAGAGGUAGCGUGUACCGCCGAAGGCUCCACAAGAUGUGGAACGGAGAACGAAGAAAGCGUCCCGAAGGGAACUGAGAGCGUUAACGUAAUUUCUGAAGCAGUCGGCAAAGACUCGACUGUGCCAGAGGAUGAGUCUGAAAAGGAGACCGCAAGUACUAUGGAGAAGAAGGAGAACGUAGACACAGGGAAUUUGGUCGGUGAAGACCAUGGGCAAUCGCGACGCACUCUACCACGAGGCGAGCAGAUAGACAAGAAAACAGGACCAUCAAAGGCCUCGCCAACGUCAAAGCUGAAGAAGAAGAGAAAGGAGAAACAAGUUGAAAAGGGGGAUAGCGUUGUGCCAGUUGUGCGUCGCAGCUCGAGACGGCGGCGAAAAGUAUGAGACAAGGAGCACAAGAAUCGUUACAGUAGGUUGACCAAGGGAAUCUAGAAAGUUGUUGGUCGUGUAAAUAUGUCGAAGUUAUGAC
Molecule: messenger RNA, 5269 nt
Organism: Chondrus crispus (carragheen)
Lineage: Eukaryota; Rhodophyta; Florideophyceae; Gigartinales; Gigartinaceae
Exons: 2
Coding region: 1-5184 (1727 amino acids)
Biological process (GO): mitotic sister chromatid cohesion; DNA repair
Cellular component (GO): nucleus; chromatin
Source: RefSeq, a predicted model, not a curated record